GUGUCCGGCCCAGACCCCUCCUCCCUCCUUCCUCCGCCCGCCCGCUCCCUGCGCGCCUCUCCCGGGGACGCGGGAGACGCCGUCGCCGGGCCCGGGGCCUGGACCGCGCCGGGCUCCGUCCCCUCGUUCCUCCGGUCCCGCCGCCCGCUCGCCGCCCCGCCGCGGGGCUGGAUGCGGCCCGGCGCCCCUCGGGGGCCGCAGCAAGAUGGCGGAUGUGUCGCUGCUCCAGGAGGACCUGCAGGAGGACAUCGACGGAUUUGGUGUGGAUGACUACAGCUCAGAGUCUGAUGUGAUUAUUAUACCUUCAGCCCUGGACUUUGUCUCACAAGAUGAAAUGUUGACGCCUUUGGGAAGACUGGACAAGUACGCUGCAAGUGAGAACAUAUUUAACAGGCAAAUGGUGGCGCGAAGUUUACUGGACACUUUGAAGGAAGUCAGUGAUGAUGAGAGAGAUUGUAUUGCUGUGUUGGAGAGAAUCAGCAGAUUAGCUGAUGAUUCAGAGCCUACAGUGCGAGCAGAACUAAUGGAACAGGUGCCUCAUAUUGCUAUGUUUUGUCAAGAAAACAGACCUUCCAUCCCAUAUGCUUUUUCCAAGUACUUACUACCUAUUGUGGUACGGUACCUUGCAGACCAGAAUAACCAGGUAAGAAAAACAAGCCAGGCAGCAUUGUUAGUUCUGCUGGAGCAAGAACUCAUAGAGAGAUACGACGUGGAGACCAAAGUAUGCCCUGUCCUGAUAGACCUGACAGCACCAGACAGCAAUGAUGACGUGAAGACCGAAGCCGUGGCUAUCAUGUGCAAAAUGGCCUCCAUGGUGGGAAAGGACAUCACGGAAAGACUUGUUCUUCCUAGGUUUUGUGAGAUGUGCUGUGACUGCAGAAUGUUUCAUGUUCGUAAGGUGUGUGCAGCCAACUUCGGAGAUAUCUGCAGUGUGGUUGGGCAGCAGGCCACUGAAGAAAUGCUGUUGCCGAGGUUUUUCCAGCUCUGCUCUGAUAAUGUGUGGGGAGUUCGGAAAGCCUGCGCUGAAUGCUUCAUGGCAGUUUCUUGUGCAACAUCACAGGAAGUUCGGCGGACAAAGUUGUCAACCCUUUUUAUUAAUUUGAUUAGUGAUCCUUCGCGAUGGGUCCGACAAGCUGCUUUUCAGUCCUUGGGGCCUUUCAUAUCAACUUUUGCUAAUCCAUCCAGCAGUGGUCAGUAUUUUAAAGAAGAAGAUGACAAAAACUCAGAGGACCAUGCUUCUGCACAGGAAAACAGUGAACAAAUCAGAACUACAGAAGACAUCACAACAGAGGAUGAGCACAGCAGAACAGAGGACCUGUCAUCACACGUUGACAAUGACAAUUUUGCAACAAAACUUGAAGAUGCCACGGGAGAUCAAAAUGUAGUGUCAGAUAACUCCCAGACGGAAAGUGAUUUCCAGACUGAGUCAUCCUUUCAUUGCACUUUGUCUUCAGAUUCUUGUGGGGGAAUGGCUGAUGAGAACGAGCCAAGUUCUCAUUGCUGUACAGCAGGACUACGGGAGGCUGGGCACAGUUCACAGGAAACCUCUCUUUCAGAGCAGGAAUUGUACAACUCUUUCCAUUUCUGGAGGACUCCACUUCCUGAAAUAGAUAUUGAUUUGGAGCUUCAGCAGACUUCUGAGAUAAUCCUCAAUAGAGAAAUUCAGGAACUCACAAUGCCGGUAUCUCCAAACAUUCCUAUGGCAACAAGGAAAGAGCUGGAAGAAAUGAUAGAAAAUUUGGAACCCCACAUAGAUGAUCCAGACGUUAAAGCACAAGUGGAGGUGUUGUCUGCCGCACUCAGAGCAUCCAGCUUGAAUCCUCAGGAAGAGACAGUGGCCAGCAUUGGCAAGGGAACAGACUCUCAGACUGAACUGACCAGCAGUGACCAACAAAAUUUUAAGCCUAUACUGAGUGAUAUUGUGCCUUUAAUUGGUGACCCUGUUGAGGACAUGGAUUCCACGCUUCACUAUAUUCAUAAUGAUUCAGAUUUGAGCACCAAUAGUAGUUUCAGCCCUGAAGAAGAAAGAAAAUCCAAAGUACAGGAUGUUGUACCUCAAGCCUUGUUGGAUCAGUAUUUAUCAAUGACUGAUCCAUCUCGCGCACAAACUGUCGACACCGAGAUCGCCAAACACUGUGCCUACAGCCUCCCAGGUGUGGCACUUACAUUAGGCAGACAGAACUGGCACUGCUUGAAGGAUACCUACGAGACGCUGGCAUCUGACAUGCAGUGGAAGGUUCGUCGGACGCUCGCGUUUUCCAUACACGAACUUGCCGUCAUCCUUGGAGACCAACUUACAGCUGGGGAUUUGGUUCCUGUCUUCAAUGGCUUCUUAAAGGACCUGGAUGAAGUCAGGAUAGGUGUGCUUAAACACUUGCAUGACUUUCUAAAGCUUCUUCAUCUGGACAAAAGAAGAGAAUAUCUUUAUCAGCUCCAGGAAUUCUUAGUGACCGAUAACAGCAGGAACUGGCGUUUCCGUGCAGAGCUGGCUGAGCAGCUGAUCUUACUUCUAGAUCUGUACAGUGCCAGAGACAUCUACGACUACUUGCGACCUAUCGCUUUCAGCCUCUGUGCAGACAAAGUGUCUUCUGUCCGCUGGAUUUCUUACAAGCUGGUUAGCGAAAUGGUAAAAAAGCUGUACAUGGCCUCAACGUCAACGUUUGUGGUAGACCUCAUGAGUGAACUUGUUGAAAAGUUCUGUAGAUGCCGCAAAUGGUCUGGCAGGCAAACUUUUGUCUUCAUCUGUCAGACUAUCAGUGAGGAUGACUGCCUGCCCAUGGACCAGUUUGCUGUGCAUCUGUUGCCACACUUAUUACACUUGGCAUCUGACAGGGUUCCAAACGUUCGAGUCCUGCUUGCAAAAACAUUAAAGCAAACGCUUUUGGAGAAAGAGUAUUUCCUGAAUUCUGCCAACUCUCAUCAGGAAGCUGUGGAGCAGACGAUUAUGGCGCUUCAAAUGGACGACGACAGCGACGUCAAGUAUUUUGCAAGCAUACACCCCGCCAGCACCAAAAUAGCGGAUGACGCCAUGAGCACUGCUUCAUCCACGUAUUAAACAUCUCCCCAACGUUGCUAUAAUUAAAAACUAAAUCUUGAAACAAAACUAUCCUCGUGCUUCUGAAAUGGUUGGUAGAGGACACAAACCUCUUUGGAAGGAGACAUUUCUUGCCAGAAUCAACAGGUGGAUGUGAUCUAAACCUGAUUCCAGGGAUUUUAGGUCGAGGAAAUGUAAACCUACUUAUGUCAGCUUGACUUGAGAAAAAAAAAAACACUGCUCAGAGGAUUAUUUUUGCCACCGAAGCCUUAAAUCUUCUGUCUUCCUGAACAAAUAAAACUUGAAUUGGCAGAUCAUUUUCAUUGUAGAAAGGAUGUGAUUUCCAGAGACCUGCGUUGUUUCUCCUGAGGAGUUAACUGAGGUAUUUUCUGUAGCAACUGAUAGGUGAAAUGGCUGGAAAGGCAAAUCUGUACCAGGACGUAAGACCCGCAGUAUUAGCGCUCAGAGUUUUUAUCGUUCAAGGACUCGAUCUGUGUGCAGCUUGGCACACCCUUAAGCGGGAAUAGCUUUCAUGUGUGUCAAUGGGGAAGGUAAAAAUUAGGAUUUCUCUUAAGGGCUCAGUGCUAACACUAACCUAGAAUUUGAUUUUAAUCCUUAAAUGCAGCAUAUUGCUGUGCCCAUUAGCAGAAAACUUUGCUGAGUACCUGCGUCCUAAUUAUUUUCAUGCUGGUCAUGACCUAAAGGAAAUUUAUUAGCACAUAUACUUUAAGUCAGGUAUUUUUAACUUGAUCGUGAUCAGCUCUGAGGUGCGACGUUUUUCUUCAUUUACUGUACAUAUCUGUGAGCCUCCUUGGAGUGCCGCAGUCUUUAAUCAUGUUGUUUAAAGCUGUUGUGAUACAAGUUGUUCUCUACUUGUCCAAAUAAAAUUUAAUAAGAAGA
This is a messenger RNA of Coturnix japonica (Japanese quail), 3934 nucleotides long. It is a transcript of the gene PPP4R1, whose product is annotated as protein phosphatase 4 regulatory subunit 1. Gene Ontology annotation, molecular function: protein phosphatase regulator activity; protein binding. Gene Ontology annotation, cellular component: cytoplasm. Lineage: Eukaryota; Metazoa; Chordata; Aves; Galliformes; Phasianidae. Gene Ontology annotation, biological process: protein dephosphorylation. The record is from RefSeq and is a predicted model, not a curated record.